Molecule: messenger RNA, 859 nt
Organism: Papilio polytes (common Mormon)
Lineage: Eukaryota; Metazoa; Arthropoda; Insecta; Lepidoptera; Papilionidae
Product: serine protease inhibitor dipetalogastin-like
Exons: 2
Coding region: 103-768 (221 amino acids)
Molecular function (GO): protein binding
Source: RefSeq, a predicted model, not a curated record
UAAACGAGCGCAGUUCGCAAACGGUCACAUUGCAAUAAACACAGCUAUACGGAUAACUUUUUUAACACAUUUUGUAAUUGUUAUCAAGCUUUUGUUUUCACUAUGUAUUUAACCGGUACAAUUUUCACAAUAGUGACGUACUUGUCACUGACCACCGCAUUACCACCGUGCAUUUGCACGCGAGAGAAAAGCCCCGUGUGCGGUUCCGAUGGCAAAACAUAUAGCAACUUGUGCAUGCUGAACUGCGCUCGCGCAUCAAACUCUAGCCUCACCUUAUCAAGUUACGGCAGAUGCGAAACUCUCCCAAUGAUACCAAGCAACUGCAUAUGCACAUUCGAAUUCAACCCUGUAUGCGGUACAGAUGGUGAAACAUACCCCAAUCCGUGCACCCUCAAAUGUCGACAAAAACUAAUCCAGAGACUAGAGAUAAGCCAUAGAGGAGCGUGCAGGAACAUUCGAGAUGUUGACGACUCUUGCGGUUGUAAGAAAAGGGAAACAAAAUUAGUCUGUGGCACAGAUGGUAUCACGUACAAAAACCCUUGUUUACUGAACUGCGCGCGCGAAACGAAUCCCGAUUUACAUGUACUGCAUGUUGAUUCUUGUGAUGAGACGAAAGAUGAUCUACCUAAAAAUCGUCUUUGUGCGUGUACGAGGAAUCUACAGCCGGUGUGCGCGUCUGACGGAAUCACUUACGGCAACAAAUGUCUGAUGAAAUGCGCGGGAACUCACCUCACUAUACUCGGACUCGGAUCUUGCGAUGAAUUUUAAUGCUGUCAUUUGUAUAAAUGCGUCAUCUCAAAGAAUCGCAGUAACGUCUUUAAAGGAAGAAUAAAGCUUGCCAAACUGCCGUGGGCGUGAA